Messenger RNA from Danio rerio (zebrafish), 732 nucleotides. Lineage: Eukaryota; Metazoa; Chordata; Actinopteri; Cypriniformes; Danionidae. The record is from RefSeq and is a predicted model, not a curated record.
AUGAUGCUGCACAUCUUCCUCAUCUCCAUGCUGUUUCUUGAGGUUUUGCCUCAAUCAUUGUUCGAGCAGUUGUGGUUGACGACAUCUCCAUCAACAGCGCAGAAUAACUCAAAUAUAAGAUAUGAAGCACAAGACAGAUCAUCUGUUCAACCUCACUACAUCACAGAUGCAAAAAAGAGGUUUUCUCUGGAUAAGAAGCCGGAGAUUACAGUAAAUUAUGACUCUCCAAAUGGAGAAUUUAGAGUUUACUGUGAAAUACCAGGAUCAGAUAAUGCUGGUUAUACUUGUUUUCUCUUAAUUGGAGACGAAAAUAAACAAAUUCUUAAGACUUAUAAACCAUCUGGACGAACACAGUGUGUUAUUACGUUCAAGGAACAUUAUUUGCUUAAUAAACUAAUGUCAGUUAAGAGUAAAGUGAUGAGCUGCAAUUAUUCUUCUGGAACUUCAAUAUCAUCUGAACGUUCACCAUACAGUAAUAAAUACAACCUAACAGCUUUUCUACCUGUACAAGUUCAGGUAACAAGUACAACAAAAGGAUCAACAUUAUAUUCAACAUCAGUGAGUGAGGAGACUACUAAACAAAACCCAACAACACCAGACAAUUCCAUCUUUACCAACAAUACUAUGUUCAUAAGCAUUUCAACCAUUCAGAAUAUCACAGCCACAAAGUCUAGCAUGUGGUCUGACAGCACAAUAAACUCUACAUCGGGUAAGUACUUUUUAAAACUCUGA